AAAAUUUGCCUUAAUUGGCCGAAAUGUCCGGGCUUUCCUUUCGUUUUGUUUGUUCGUCCCUGGCUGAAGGAAGGGACGAGAGCCAGAGAGGCGCUACAGCGAGCAGACGAGCUAGCGUGCUAAUUUGAUCUAGCCGAGCGUGAGGAGUACAAAGGACUGCUUCUCCUUGAACCCAAAGAUCAAGCAAGUGGAGAUAUAUAGCCAGAUUUGAUUUCAGAGAACAAAGAAGCAAGCUAGGCCGCAUAUUGCAAAAAAUGGUGUUUUUGGAGAUUGGAAUGAAUGAAGACAUUGUAGUCCCUUUUCAUAUGCUCGAUCUCGAAAGGCUUCCUCUUCCGAAGGUUAUACUCCUCAACCUCCUCCAUAGAAUUAGUUGUCGGAAAGCAUCCAAUGAACAUGGCUACUAUAUUGCAAUCACCACUUUGCACACCAUUUCCGAAUUGCAUCAAGAUGAGGAUACUGGUGCUAUCUUGUUCACAGUAUCCUUAAGUUGCACUACAGUGAAGCCUUGCAAGGGUGAGAUCUUAAUUGGCACCGUAACUAGGAUUUUGGAGGAUGGCAUUAUUCUCAAAUAUGGACCAAUGAGUAACAUUUUGCUUUCAGAAACAAGGAUGAAUGACUACGAACUCGACAUGUCUGAAGAGCCUAUGUUUUUAAAUGUGAACGGAUUGUCAUACAUAAAGAAAGGCACUAAGGUGAGAUUCAAAGUUCUCGACAUUAAAUGGAUUGAAAGGGAAAAGGAUUUUAUUAUUUGGGCAACUAUUUUAGGUGAUUAUCUUGGACCAAUUUGAGCUUAUAUGCUCAUUAUUUGGAAUUCUAGCUAAUCUUGUGGUGUAAGAGAUUAUGCUUUUAUCUUGGUGGGUAUGCUUUUAUCGAAUGACAAUUUAUAGAAUUGAAUGUUAUGUACCCUUUUGAAGCAAA
Messenger RNA from Dendrobium catenatum, 918 nucleotides. RefSeq names its product DNA-directed RNA polymerase V subunit 7-like. Gene Ontology annotation, biological process: DNA-templated transcription initiation. The coding region runs from base 255 to 788 and encodes 177 amino acids. The record is from RefSeq and is a predicted model, not a curated record. NCBI's taxonomy places the organism in Eukaryota, Viridiplantae, Streptophyta, Magnoliopsida, Asparagales, Orchidaceae. The transcript has 2 exons. Gene Ontology annotation, molecular function: single-stranded RNA binding; single-stranded DNA binding.